AUGUCCACUUGGGUGCCUCAACUGAGGAUAUUGGCUAAUGACUCAGUGGGUGGUUUCUUGACUCACUGUGGUUGGAGUUCAACUAUUGAGGGCCUUCAAUUUGGACAUCCACUUAUUAUGUUGCCCUUCAUGGUAGAGCAAGGGUUGAAUGCUAGGAUUUUUGAGAAAAACAAGGUGGGUAUAGAAAUACCGAGAGAUGAUCAAGAUAGGUUAUUGUAUCGGAACUCAGUAGUUGAGUCACUGAAGUUGGUAAAAACUGACGAUGAGGGAAAGGUUUAUAGGGAUAAAGCUAGAGAGAUGGGAGCUACAUUUGGUGACAAGCUUCAACAUGGCCAAUAUAUAGACAAAUUUAUCGAGCAUCUACAAAACUACAAAAGGAUUAAGUUAAUGGAGUUCUUAGUGACAAAUAUUAUGUUUUUAAGUAAUAUGCAUUUUAUUUGA
Molecule: messenger RNA, 441 nt
Organism: Camellia sinensis
Lineage: Eukaryota; Viridiplantae; Streptophyta; Magnoliopsida; Ericales; Theaceae
Source: RefSeq, a predicted model, not a curated record